GUUGGAAUUAUAGUCCUAACCACAAUGUGAGAUAGUAUCAGAAACCUAGAACGUUCUUAACUAUCGUCAACUUGUGAGUUGUGACGAAAGAGAAAGAGAGAACAACUACCUACCAAGGUGUUUAGACUGUAGAAACUCGGAUAAUUACACACAACUACAGCUACAAGCCUAACCACUUAACGAGUUUUCUAUCUGAUGGGUAUCUGCAUGUGGAUAAUGGCGGAUAGAUGCAUCGACUCAUCGUACAAUUUCCCUUCUCCCCACCGCACACCAUGUCGCCAAUCAUUCGACCAAGCUACAUGACUCUUCACACCAGGUUGUCGGGUCAGAAUCCAGGCUAGGGUGUUCGUUCGCCGUGACAUACGAUGGAAAAUCAGCCAGAGGGUCCGGCUGAUCGCCGAGCAGGUAACGACUACUAUGACCUCGGCUCGUACCGACGGCCCGUGGGCUCAGACAGCGACGAUGCUUGCGAAUGGGCCAACCGAGGGCUGAUUUGGAGCUACGCCUUCAAUCACGAGGAGUCUGCAAAAUGUUUUGAGCGCGCCAUCGCGAGCGAUGGCGAAUGCGUCUUGGCGUACUGGGGUUUAGCCUACGUCCUGGGCCCGAAUUACAACAAGCCGUGGGACUCCUUCGAUCAGGGCGAGCUCGAGGAUACCAUGCGACGAACCCACGACGCGAUCGCGAAAGCCAGGGAGAGGGCGGGAAAGGCACCUCCGGUUGAAAAGGCGCUCGCCGAGGCACUAGAGUACCGGUAUCCACGCGAGCACGCAGAGGACCAGAGCUGGUCGAUCUGGAACGAGGGUUAUGCCGACGCGAUGGGGAGGGUCUACCAGGAAUUCCCGGACGACCUGGACGUCGCGGCGCUGUACGUGGAUGCGCUGAUGAACUUGACGCCGUGGAAGCUUUGGGACAUUACCACGGGAGAGCCGGCAGCCGGAGCUCGCACGCUAGAGGCGAAGGCCAUACUGGAGGGUGCGAUGGCCCAAGACGGCGGUUCUCAACACGCGGGACUCCUGCAUCUCUACAUCCAUCUCAUAGAAAUGUCUCCGACCCCCGAGGCCGCCUUGGACGCGGCCAACGCGCUGCGCGAUCUGGUGCCCGACGCCGGCCACCUCAACCACAUGCCGUCGCACAUCGACGUUCUGGUGGGUGAUUACCAGAACGCCAUCGUGUCGAACCAGAAGGCCAUUCUCGCCGACAACGUCUUCUUCUCAAGGGAGGACCCGCUGAAGUUCUACACGCUGUACCGGGUGCACGACCUGCACUUUCGCAUCUAUGCCGCCAUGUUCGCCGGGCAGUCCCGCAUCACUCUCGAGACCGUCGCGCAGCUGGAGAAGGCCCUCCCAGGAGAGCUGCUGCGUGUCGAAUCCCCCCCUAUGGCCGAUUGGCUGGAAGGCUUCCUCGCGAUGCGCGUGCAUGCCCUCGUCCGAUUUGGCCGGUGGCAAGAGAUCAUCGACACGCCGUUCCACAACGACGCCCGGCUUUACUGUGUAACGGACGCCCUGAACCAUUACGCAAAAGGGGUUGCCUUCGCGGCGACUGGGGACGUCGACGCGUCCGCCAGGGAACGAGAGGCAUUCGCCGAAGCCGCCAAGGCAGUCCCGUCCUCCCGCACGCUGUUCAAUAACAAGUGCGUGGACAUCCUGCAAGUGGCGGGUGCGAUGCUGGACGGAGAGCUCGAGUAUCGGCGCGGGAACUACGAGCCGGCCUUCUCUCACCUGCGAAGGGCGAUGGAAUUGAGUUAUGCCCUCCCCUACGACGAGCCGUGGGGCUGGAUGCAGCCGCCCAGCCACGCACUAGGGGCGCUGCUCUCCGAACAGGGGCAUUUCGACCAGGCGGUCGACAUCUACGCCGAGGACCUAGGGGUCAGCGGAAAGCUGCCGCGCGCCUUGCAGCACCAGAAGAACGUGUGGGCGCUGCACGGUUACCAUGAAUGUCUGGUCAAAUUGGGGCGCCUCGACGAGGCGAGAGCCAUAAAGCCGCAGUUGGACGCAGCCAUCGAAGUAGCCGACGUGCCCAUCAAGGCAUCUUGUUUCUGCCGCAUCAGCGCAUUUUAAGAACCUACCUACAUGAAUAUAUAGGAAACACUGUUAUCGUGCUUGAUGUGUAGCCAAGAUUCUUCCAUCAUCUCGCUCAUGUGUCGUCUCGGAUUGACCCCUUGACAUGUACCUUCAAGACGCAGGUUUCACAGGCACGCAUAAAUUUUUCCAUUUUACUUCGAAGUCUUCCGUAGAAACGACCACCCCGACUUGGAGGGG
Messenger RNA from Durotheca rogersii, 2258 nucleotides. Its product is annotated as TPR domain protein. The transcript has a single exon. Bases 366 to 2057 code for a protein of 563 amino acids. Gene Ontology annotation, molecular function: protein binding. Lineage: Eukaryota; Fungi; Ascomycota; Sordariomycetes; Xylariales; Xylariaceae. The record is from RefSeq and is a predicted model, not a curated record. Gene Ontology annotation, cellular component: intracellular anatomical structure.